Messenger RNA from Platichthys flesus (European flounder), 3009 nucleotides. RefSeq lists its product as uncharacterized. The record is from RefSeq and is a predicted model, not a curated record. Lineage: Eukaryota; Metazoa; Chordata; Actinopteri; Pleuronectiformes; Pleuronectidae. The transcript is spliced from 4 exons. Bases 1653 to 2927 code for a protein of 424 amino acids.
ACAUUGAGUGACUCCCUAUCGGUCACAGUUGGCAAACUUUUCAAUUAGACCACGAUUUCAGCUGCAUUUCAAUGAGUUUAAAAAGGAUAAAAUUAGUGGCUUAGAGACAAGUCUGUCUAGACGGGCAGCUUAUCUAAAAUGUUUGUCAAACACAGUAUGUGCAACCAUGUUACUGUUUGAUAAUCAUGUUCCACACAAGCUGUUUAUUUGUGAAUUAUAGUUACCUCAAUGUAUUGUUCUUACAAUGGUGUUAUGUACUAUAUUCUGUCAUUCUGGCCCUGAUCUCUUUGAAGCUCUUUUUGCCCAUUUGGGUGACUUCAUGAUCAAAAUAAUCAGUUAUUUUAGUUAGGUUAGUAGUUAUUAAUUUGUCACUGUCCACGAUGUGGAAAUUGUCUUUGUCUUUAUGGCAUCAGCAGACAUGACAAAUAAGACAGUCAAUCAGGGCAUGAUUUGACAUUAGGUUUCUGAGAUAGUUUAGUUUAUUUUUAAUGACCCUCCUCCCUUUGUUUAUAUAUGUACAUAAAGACUGUGAACAAUACUUACAAUCUGGUUGUUAUAAAAUGUCGAAUGACUGUUCAGUUAUACUCCCUGUUAAUUAGUUUAGAUUCAACCAUUGUUAUUCAUACUAAAGUUUGAUGUGGACAAUAGGGCUGCAACUAACGACUAUUCUGAUAGUCGAUUAGUCAUCGAUUAUUGAAACGAUUAAUCGACUAAUCGGAUUAUGAAUGACAAAAAUUCUCAAUUGCUCCUAUUUAGCAGCAACAGCUUUUAAAUUUAGCUUGAGGUUCGAGGCAUGCGAUGACUGAAAAUAAAGACAUAGAGAUCGAUACUUCAUUAAAAAAAAAGCGUCUUUUAAUAAACUUUGGUGCAUAUAAGGGUACUGUUGACACAAAAGCAAAGAAAUCAAGUUUUUGUCCAUUUAAAACCAAGGACAGGCAAAGUUACGGUGGCCCUGAAAGCUCAACGAACAGCAACUUAAGAAAACACAUGUAAGUUGACAGAACACCUGCAAAGUAAAAAAACAUCUUCAUCAAUUUCACAACACAACACAACACAUUACAGCAACGCGCUGCAAAAAGAGAAAAGCGCUGCAAAUACCGGAACGAGCUGCAAAUAGAGAAACGCGCAGCAAAUACCGGAACGCGAUGCAAAUACCGUAACGUGCUGCAAAAAGCCAAACGCGCAGCAAACACCGGAACGCGAUGCAAAUACCGUAACGUGCUGCAAAAAGCCAAACGCGCAGCAAACACCGGAACGCGAUGCAAAAAGCCAAACGCGCAGCAAGAAGAGGCCACAACACAACGGAAGUGUUUCCAGGGGACACCUAAAAGUGAUGGACACGCCCGGAUGUUGUUGCUGCAGCUGUAUGGAGUUUCUAAAGCCGGUGUCCGUCUACUACGUGAACGUUAACUAAACUGUAAGUUUUUUUGGUUUAUUUUCAUAAAUAAUCACUUUAUUACUGUAUACUGUUAACCCCCGAGACGUAUACGAUCUCAAGUAGCAUGUCUUUCGGAGGAAUGCCUCCUCAAUUGUAUGAGCUCGAAACAUGCCGUCUUUUCCUGUUAACCUGAAGAAACAGCGCUAAAAAGACAGCCCCUGUUUAAGAAUAAUUUACAGCACUUAGCAUUCACAUUCUUCAUUUUCUCCAGGCAAUGUAUUGUCCAUAUUGUGGAAACCAAUUGGUUGGACGUAGUGGACGUUUUUGUGGCUCCUGUGGCAGCAACAUUGAGUUUUUGUCACCUUUUGCAGAAGAUGGACCCAUAUUGGAUGAAGUCACGGAGACAGGCCUCAUCCAAAAAUAUUUCUCAGACGGUCACACAUACGAGGUGAUCCUAGAUUUUCUUGGAAAAAAGCACAACAUUUUUAUGAAUCUCAGCACUUUAAAGAGGAGGCUAAAGGAAGCAGGCCUAACUAGGAGGACAAAUUAUACUCCCAUUGCCACUGUGCAGGCAACUGUUGCACAGGAACUGAGAGGCUCUGGUCAGCUGUUAGGUUACAGAGCCAUGUGGCAGACAUUGCAACAGAAGUAUCACCUGACAGUUAAAAGAGAUGAUGUUAGGCAAACCAUUGCCAGACUGGAUCCAUCUGGAGUUCAACUUCGCUCUAGGCGCAGGUUUGUCAGAAGAGGAUACUUCACAGAGGGACCAAACCAAGUGUGGCAUGCUGAUGGGUAUGAUAAAUUGAAACCCUUUGGUAUUGCCAUCAGUGGCUGCAUUGAUGGCUUCUCAAGGAAAGUAAUGUGGCUCAUGAGUGGCAGCACUAAUAACGAUCCAGGGAUCAUAGCACAGUAUUAUAUGCAGUGUGUAUCUGAGUUUGGACAACUCCCAGCCCGCCUUCGCACAGACUGUGGAACUGAAAAUGGCACUAUGGCAGCAAUGCAUUGUGCAUUAAGAUCUCAGCAUACAGAUGACUUUGCAGGAUCCCUCAGUCACAUGUAUGGCACCUCAACGGCAAACCAACGAAUCGAGAGUUGGUGGUCUUUCUUCAGAAAGCAAAGGACUCAGUUCUGGAUUGAUGUCUUCAGUGACCUGAGAGAGAGGCACCUUUUCAACGGCAGCCAUGAGCACAAGUGCCUCAUACGGUAUGUCUUCCUGGCCGUCUUGCAGAAAGAGCUUGAUGAGUACAGACAACUUUGGAACAACCACACCAUCCGACCUGUUCGUCAAUCUCGUUGUCCAUCGGGUAAACCAGAAGCCAUGUACCACCUGCCUGACAGGUUUGACGGAAGGGAAUGUGGAUUCCCAGUGUCCCAGGAAGCCCUACACCAGUUUGAUGACCUACUGCCAGCUCCGCGCAGUCUGUGUGGUGAUGUUGAUCUCCAAAGUCAUUUUGCAGACUUGGAGAGACAGAGUGGGCUUGCUCUACCAGUCAACUGGACAACUGCUGUUGUGAAUUACAUAUCACUCAAGAAUAUGUCUGGACUUUAGAAUCUUCAGCUCCUGGUUCUGCAACAUAAUUUGACUGGUAGACAUACGUGUUAUGUAAAUAAAUUAUUGUAAAAAUAACUAA